This is a messenger RNA of Schistosoma spindalis, 423 nucleotides long. Lineage: Eukaryota; Metazoa; Platyhelminthes; Trematoda; Strigeidida; Schistosomatidae. The record is from the annotation of a GenBank genome assembly.
AUGACAAAGCAAAAACAUUCGACUAAUAAUGUCGCAAAUUUUUCACCUGUUCAUCAUCAUAUGAAUUUAUUAUAUCAACAAAUGUCUUUAUUCAUGAACUUAAAACCCACAUUGCAAAAUGAAGCAUUCACAGCAUUGCUAUGCCGUAUAACCUCACAAAAUCUACAAAUUCUUGGUAGAAAAUCGCAGACACGAUUAUCAUUUGCUAUACGUCGAUCAUUAUGUACUAAAUGCUUAGUUCCAUUACAAUUAUCGGGUAAAGUAAGAGUAAGGAAACGACAUAUUCAUCUAUCAUGUGCAUUAUGUAAUCACCAGUCUAUUAUCUCUUAUCCAAUUAAUAAGUGGCGUGCAAGCUACUCAGAGUCUGUACUACCAGAUUCUUUCUGCUGUAAUGAAACUAUUGAAAAAUCCAAUAAUGAAUAA